This is a messenger RNA of Schistosoma guineensis, 732 nucleotides long. The record is from the annotation of a GenBank genome assembly. NCBI's taxonomy places the organism in Eukaryota, Metazoa, Platyhelminthes, Trematoda, Strigeidida, Schistosomatidae.
AUGUUCGUAGUUCUCUCGGCGUUAAUUGUUGCAUGUUUGGAUCAGAUCGUAUGCUUUGGCGUGGGUCCUGUCACAUCACCUGCUACUUUUCGAAUUGGCUCAAAUGAUUCAAACAUACUAUUGCAAGGCUAUAUAAAUAUAACUUUGGCUUACACAAAGGUUCAAAAACCACCUGUUGUAGUUUCAAUUGAUUCGGCAACUCAGGGAGGAUUUCAAGUUUCGGGUUAUUUCGAAAAGGAGAUAGAAAGUUUGGACUUAUCUUGGAAAACAGAUUGGUCAAACAGUACUUGGAACCUUACAUUUCAAUUCGCCAAGUCUGAAAAUAGUUACAACCUCAGUGAAAUUAGUUUACUUUAUGAACUGGAUGAUUUGCCGGGUUUAAGAUAUGCAUCAAAUAACCGUUCACUAUUUUCCGUUACAAUCGGUUCAUACUAUUCUUGUCAAGCUGAACAGAACAUAGUUUUAAAUCAUUCCACACCGAAUCCUGUAACUGUUAAACUAACUUUGUCUCAGUUGAGAGUUCAAGCAUUCAGACAUGGUUUAGAGCCUGAAUUUAAUGGUAUCAUGGUUCAGUGCUUACUCGACUAUCAUUUAGAUAGAGUUGUUCCAAUUGUCAUUGGUAUAUCGUUAGCGGUAAUGAUUAUCGUUGCGCUGAUCGCAUUCAUUAUCACAAGUCGACGUAAUCGGAAUAUCAGUGGAAGCAGUGGCAGUGGUGGCUACCAACAAAUCUGA